AUGGCGAAAGAUUCUUCUUCUUCUGGUGAUGACGACAUUGACUGGAACACAGAUGAUGAUUUGGAGGUCGAGAAAAUGAUCUUAUUAAAGUCUUCUGUAAAGCCGAGAGCUGUGACACCCACUUCUUCGAGCUCUCCUACUGAGACAACUCCCGAUUUAGUUCAGAUGGGAUCCUCAGACCAGACGUUUGCAACAUUGGUGGAAAUGGGAUAUUCCAUGGAUAUGAUCGCUAGAGCAAUCAAGGAAAAUGGACCAAAUGCAGACGCUUCAGUGAUUAUUGAGACUGUCUUGAAGUACUCAAGUGAAUCUGAAGCUGGUUCGUCCAAGUCGAAGGCUAUUGAUUACUUCCUUGCAAUGGGAUUUGAUGAGGAAAAGGUGAUCAAAGCCAUUCAUGAGCACGGAGAAGACAAUAUGGAACUAAUAGGAAAUGCACUCAUCUCUUCUGCGGAGGAAGAAGAGAGGCUGCCAACAGUAAAAGAAGAGAAUUUGCCAGUAGUAAAAGAAGGGAAAUUGCCAGAAGUAAAAGAAGAGAAUGACAUAGACUGGUCUGACAGUGAUGAGGAGAUGAAUUACUGCGAUUUAUUGUUCUCAGAUGAUGAGAUUGAUCCAGACUCCCCCGAUAAAUUUCGUUCUUUGGUGAAAAUGGGAUUCUCGAAGCUCGAAGCUUCUCUAGCUCUGGAGAGAUGCGGAGACAAGGUGAGCGUUGAAGAGCUCGCAGACUUUAUCUGGGCUGCUCAGUUGGCUCGAUCAUUUGACGAGUUUCACGCUGACCCUGAAGAGAAAAAGCCUAGACAUGACGCCAAGAAGAGGCGGAUAGACUCAAGAAGAAAGCCUAGCUCAUCUACUGCUGAGGAGAAGGUUCGCCUACCGAAUCCGAUGAUAGGGUUUGGACUUCCAAACGAGCCAGGGCUCAUCACACACAGAUCACUCCCUGCCACAGCUCUACGCCCACCGUUCUUCUACUAUGAAAACGUAGCUCUUGCACCUAAAGGCGUUUGGGAGACGAUCUCAAGGCAUUUGUUUGACGUUGAGCCGGAGUUUGUAGACUCAAAGUACAUAUGUGCUGCAGCAAGAAAGAGAGGCUAUGUACACAAUCUCCCCAUCAACAACAGAUUUCAGAUUCAGCCUCCUCCAAAGUACACAAUUUCCGAUGCGUUUCCUCUGAGCAAGAAGUGGUGGCCAACCUGGGACAAAAGAACCAAGCUGAACUGCGUAGUGACAGUUUAUGGUAGCGCCAAGUUAACCAAAAGGAUCCGCGAAGCCCUUGAGCCUCAUAUUGGUGAACCGCCUGCUCAUGUAAGAAAGUAUGUCAUUGACCAAUGCAGGAGGUGGAACCUUGUAUGGGUGGGACCAAACAAAACAGCCCCACUCGAGCCAGAUGAAAUGGAGAAUCUUCUGGGAUUUCCUAAAAACCAUACACGAGGUGGUGGAGUUAGUAGGACCGUGCGCUUGAAGUCACUGGGGAAUUCUUUCCAGGUGGAUACUGUGGCAUAUCAUCUAUCUGCCCUGAAACCAUUGUUUCCUAACGGAAUAAACGUUCUGUCACUGUUCACUGGCAUCGGUGGUGCAGAAGUGGCGCUACACCGGCUGCAAAUCCCGAUGAAAGUAGUCGUCUCCGUGGAGAUAUCUGAAGUGAACCGAACCAUCUUGAAGGACUUCUGGAAGCAGACAGAGCAGAAAGGACUCUUGAUCGAGUAUGCAGACGUGGAGGAGAUGACUAACGACACAAUUGAAGACUUGAUGAAGAAGUAUGGCGGGUUUGAUCUCGUCAUAGGAGGUAGUCCGUGCAACAACCUCGCUGGUGGUAACAGAGUAACCAGGAGUGGUCUUGAUGGUGACCACUCUAUCUUGUUCUUUGAGUACUGCAGGAUCUUGGAGGUGGUUCGUGAGACAACAGCCAGAAUGAGAAGGUGA
Molecule: messenger RNA, 1914 nt
Organism: Microthlaspi erraticum
Lineage: Eukaryota; Viridiplantae; Streptophyta; Magnoliopsida; Brassicales; Brassicaceae
Source: the annotation of a GenBank genome assembly